AUGUUGGCAAUGGCGUUCAAUUCCUACGGAGGCAACAACUGCGAGGAGAUGGCCGUCGCAGAUGCAACGAGUCUGAAACAAGACAGAGGCCUGGGCGAAUGUGGUCGACCCGGCGGAGCCUUCGCGCCUGUGCUGCGCUGGGAGAAGACGAAGGUCAAGGACGGCGUCACCGCAGAACAGGAGCAGGACAUGCGCGUGUUAGUCCCCACUCCGACUAUGGAGGCGCACGCGCUCCUCCAGAUCACGGCCCUCCAGCGAGGCUGUGCCAUGCAUACCUUCGAUAUCGUCGCGGCUUUCCUCGUUGGAAAGGACCCAGACCGAGAAGUGGGCGUGUAUGCGCCCACCUCCCGAAUGGAAGCCAAUCUUCGAGGGAUUUAUCUCUCAGCAGACCGCCGGGAUAUCGAGUAUGCGGUCAAAGAGCUGGCGCGGCACAUGGCAACGCCAAGGCGCUGCGACAUGAACCGAGCAAUUAUGCUGGGCGGCUACCUUCAGCAUAGCCCGUCGCUUGUCAGAGUGACAGCACUGGACGCAUGCGCCUACGAUGGCCCGCUCCAGCUGGACGUCUGA
Molecule: messenger RNA, 567 nt
Organism: Symbiodinium necroappetens
Lineage: Eukaryota; Dinophyceae; Suessiales; Symbiodiniaceae
Source: the annotation of a GenBank genome assembly